This is a messenger RNA of Anthostomella pinea, 390 nucleotides long. The record is from the annotation of a GenBank genome assembly. Lineage: Eukaryota; Fungi; Ascomycota; Sordariomycetes; Xylariales; Xylariaceae.
AUGUGCUGCAAGAAGAAUCGCAUCAAUCCCCGCGCCGCCGACUUCCACCAAGGACAAUACACCAGCGACGGCACGAACACAGCGAUCUAUGCCAUACCAACCAGAAGAGGCUGCUGCGGUAGCCGUCGCCGUCGCCAUCAGCAGCGUCGAGGUGGCCUCAUCGCCAUGGUGAUCGGGCUCGUCCGGGAGCACCAGGCCGCCAAGCAGGGCCGGAUCACGGCCGGCGGGAUGAAUGACCCUCGGGCUCAUGCUCCACAGCAGCAGAUGGGAAGGAUUGUGCACGAUGGGCUAGAGGGUACUGCGAAGGAAAAGACGGAAGAUGCUGAGGAUGAGGUGGACGGACACUCGAUGGCGCCGCCUGCGUAUGAAGCGGCCGUCAGGAGCGGGUGA